AUGCCAGUUACCCAGCACAUUCCAAAACCGGGCUCCCAGCCCCAUAGCGAGCCAAAGAAACCCCAGCGCCACAUCAUUCGCCUAAAGCCCGUGGAUUACAAAUAUGAAAGACCAAGGUUUCCUUUGGACACCAUCAGCCUGCGCCACAGCCGCUGUGAAGACCACCACACAUCACCUGCUUUUCGCCGAAGCCGGUCCCGAACUUCGUCCUUGGGCUACAAACAUGUGGACAAGUAUGCCGAGUUUUUUAUUAACGACCAAGCCGUUCCUAGAGACGUACCCAAGCUCCAAAACCAGUAUCUUCGCCCGAACGCCAAGUUUGUGGGUGAGCAACAGAGCGGGACGUGCAAGUAUGACAUCAAGGUCGAGCUUAAAAGCGUCGAUUUGGUCAGUUCCAUCGUGACGGGGUUCUUUCAGAUAUCUGGGCUUACCGAUGAACAUCCUCUCAUCACCACAUGCUUCAAGGGCGAGAUCAUCAACAACCCUCUUAACAGCACAAAGUGGCAAAAUCACCCUAAGGACCAUCAGUUAAAGCGCUACGCAUUUAUCACGGAAGACAGAAACUGGGGAUCGUUUCCUCAAAACGAUAUUGAUCACUGGAGAACCCUCACGCGUGCCUCUAGCAGCAUGUCCGAAGAAGAUCUUCUAUUAAAGUUGCGCAGCAUCCACGCAGGUGAUCUGGAAAAUCAAUACAUCUACAUGCGUUGGAAAGAGGAGUUUUUGUUGCCCGAUCUGAGAAUCAAGCAGUUGAAGAAUGCUUCUUUUGAAGGUUUCUACUAUGUUGUUCUCAACAUCGGUGGGCGCAACGACUCCGGCUCUGGCGAUUGCUUCUCAUCGCGCAUAAUCCCUGGCACCAUCAGCGGCUUAUACUAUCAUACUCAAAAUGAUAAGUUCCAGCUGCUUUCAUUACGCUACGUAGAAGACAGGCAGUUUUCAUACGACUUUGAUUUCGCUUAG
Candidozyma auris is the source of this 957-nucleotide messenger RNA. RefSeq names its product glucose-induced degradation complex subunit. NCBI's taxonomy places the organism in Eukaryota, Fungi, Ascomycota, Pichiomycetes, Serinales, Metschnikowiaceae. The coding region runs from base 1 to 957 and encodes 318 amino acids. Gene Ontology annotation, biological process: protein targeting to vacuole; negative regulation of gluconeogenesis; proteasome-mediated ubiquitin-dependent protein catabolic process. The transcript has a single exon. Gene Ontology annotation, cellular component: GID complex; extrinsic component of membrane. The record is from RefSeq and is a predicted model, not a curated record.